AUGGUAGGAGAGGUGUUACCGGCCAAGGUUCAAGUUCCGCACCAACUGCUCGACGUGAAUACUACGACAGUAAAUCAGUUACUCGGUUUGCCUGGAAUGUUUUCCACUUUUGUUGCGAAAGAUCUCAGAGGACUAAGGAUACUUGCGCUUACGGCUUCAUCGGCUUCUAUUGUAGCCUGCACAGCUUCAAUUUUCUUUCUGGUCAAUAUCGAUAGACGCAAACGAGUUUUCAGACAUGAUCUUGUCUUUUUCCUGAUUAUAUGUGAUUUGGUCAAGGCAUUGGUCCUAAUGAUAUAUCCUCUGGUGAUACUGGUGCGGAAUGACGUUUACGCUGACCCAAGAUUUUUCAAUACACUAGGAUGGUUUACUGCCUACUGCGUAGAGGGAGCUGAUUUGGCUAUCUUUUUCUUUGCAAUUCAUUUCGCGCUCCUGAUCUUCCUACCGUCGUGGAAAUGGCGGCGUAGUGGAUCGCGGAAGAUGGAAGGUGGGCUUUAUGGUGUACGAAAAUAUAUCUGGCCCAUUACUUCGUUGGUUCCCGUCCUGUUGGCAAGUCUGGCAUUUAUCAAUUUCCAGUUACUCGACUUCGAAGAGCUGGUCAAUGGGACAACGGUGAUUCUCGACAACGACAAUUACCACGUCCGUUAUGAUGCACGCCUAGGCGGCUACAAACCGUAUAGUGCUUGGUGUUACCUGCCGCCUUAUCCGGUAUGGUAUAAACUAGUUUUGAGCUGGGGGCCAAGAUAUUUCAUCAUCAUUUUCAUCCUCGUACUGUAUAUUUCCAUCUAUGUGUUUGUUAAAAAGGAAAGUAAGAGGAUAAAGAGACACUUGUAUGAUUUUAGAGAUCAGCGAGCGGAGGAACACAUUGCUGAACUUCGAGCAAAAUCAAGAUGGGAACUUCUCAAGAUAAGACUCUUUCGUUUUUUGGUUAAACCAUUCGUUCAAUUUCUUUUGAAUUUAAAGAACUUUCUUUCCUUUAGUUUUGAUGAAAGUUCUGUUCCUACAAGUGGAAGAAAUAGUAUGACUUCAGGAGGUUCCUUUUAUGCGACCGACGAAGGAGCGUCUUUCGAUCAGGUGCCUAACAUCAGGGUUUCUCGUGCUCUUGAUAGAGCAGGGACUCCUCCUGGUGAGGAUAGUUUUACGAAUAACGAAAGCUCACAAGCUUCCAAAAGUGGAAAUAUUCAAUCUGGCACCUUGAAAGAAAACGAUGACUUAGACUCACAUAAUAAUUUACAUGGCCAUACUCCACCGAUACCUGGUAAGUUGAUGCCACCCAAUGGCAACAGUCAUCGUUUUUCUCGUUGUAUUUCACCGAUUCAAACUCCUUCGGUACAUGACAAUCGAGCAGCUGAAAAUGAACAUGAGGGCGAAGUACCACAAGCAAAUAAAAGUGAUCCUCGCAGAGCUUCCACAACUGACGUCAAGCAUGUCCAAGCCACGUUCCAAAAACAGACCUAUGCGACGAUGAAGCGUCGAAGAGCCCAAAUUCAAAAAAACCUAAGGUCCAUUUUCAUUUACCCAUUUUCCUACAUUGGCAUAUGGAUAUUUCCGUUGAUUGUGGAUAUUACACAAUAUAGACACGAAAUCAUACACGGGCCAAUAGUUUGGUUAAUUUAUAUUGCCACUCUUGCCCAACCUUUGAACGGUCUAGUGGAUACUCUAGUGUUUGUUUACAGGGAAAAACCUUGGAGAUAUUCGUGGUCGGAGGUUCAGUUUCGGGAACUGUUAGAGGCCUACUCUUUACGUGAUAAAAUGGGGGAACAAGAUAUCAAGGAGCUUUACCACAGUGAGCUUGGAAAGAAGGGGUGGUACUAUUGUGGAAGAUUCGACAGGCUUUGCUGCUGGAAGCAUAAGCCACAAUGGUGGAAGCGAGCAGGUUGGUAUGUUUACCGGUCUCUGUGUGGUCUCAUACAAAACAAAUACGACUUCGAGGACACCUGUGAGGAUCUUCCUUUAGAUUGUAACUACGAUUCGAAAGAUUCUUGGACAUGCUUCAAUCUUAAUAAAUUGCGCUGUGAGCAACAUGAGAGACAAUUCUCAUUCCCAUCAGAUUCGACAACCGGAUCAGGACCUGUUCAGAGCCGGAGAGGAAGCGACAGCAACAUCGAUUACGUAAGGGUUCCAACCUUCUGGAGAUUCAUUCAUCUCUUACCAAUGCUAAAAGGUAUUGAUUUAGAUGAACUUGACCGACAACUACGCCAGAAAGCGAUAGAUCAUGAUUUUGUGCUACCUGGGUUACAUUUUGCCUUGAAUAAAGAUACUGAUGGCAGACAUGACCUGAAUAGGACGUAUAGCAAGCCAAUUUUCAAACCUGAGUACUCUAUCAAUAAUGAGAAGAAAGCCGCUAAUAAAACACAAAAUGGGGAAUCAGCUCGAGCUCAUCCGGCUUCGGCACAUGUGCAUUUGGAUGUCAAUGCUGAUUUUGGCGACACUGUUAAGAAAGAGCCUGCUAAAUAUUUUGAAGAAGGCGACACUCAGAGUCACGGCAAUGAGAGUGAUAAAGAUAGGAUAGGAAUGCUGGCAUUCUUGAAUGGCCCAACUAAUUAA
Molecule: messenger RNA, 2544 nt
Organism: Torulaspora delbrueckii
Lineage: Eukaryota; Fungi; Ascomycota; Saccharomycetes; Saccharomycetales; Saccharomycetaceae
Gene: GPR1
Product: Gpr1p
Exons: 1
Coding region: 1-2544 (847 amino acids)
Biological process (GO): adenylate cyclase-activating G protein-coupled receptor signaling pathway
Cellular component (GO): plasma membrane
Molecular function (GO): G protein-coupled receptor activity
Source: RefSeq, a predicted model, not a curated record